GUUCCGUCACUGAUGGCUAAUGAGCGGCUCAGAGCUCUGGAGGACGUAGAGAAAGAGAUAGCGAUGAUCCUUCAGUGUGCCGGUAAUAUAGUUCUGGAGCUCUCCAAAGACAAACAUAACGCCAGCCUCUUGGACAGACAGCUGGGCCAGUUCCAAAGCUCUGUCAACCGUGUGGAGAGUGAACUUAGCGCUCAGAUCCGCUACCUCACACAGGUGGCUACUGGCCAACCUCAUGAAGGCUCCACGUACUCAGCCAGGAAGGACUGUCAGAUGGCACUGAACAGAGCCGAGUAUGCCAAGGUCAAACUGGGAGAACUGGGACGCACUUGUGAACUGAUGCUGGAGCAGCAGCAGCAGCAGCAGCAGCAGCAGCAGCAGCAGACAUGAGAGCAGCAGACUCAUUGAUGUGACUGUAUAUAUGCCUUUGCCUUUGUUUAGUGAAAUUGUUUAAUAAUCCUUUUAUAUCUUAAAUACUGGAGAUUCUCAGUAAUGGAAGAGAAAAUGUUGUAUACAAGCCAGAAUCUCUACUUUUGUACACAAUGAAUGUUGCAUUUCUAGAUAUUUUUUUGUGUCUGUGUUUCAGUUUUCAUUUUAAUACCACAGAACAGAUACAGAUUUGAUUAUAUCACAUUUUACAAAUCUACCCAAAAUCUCUAUUCUAAACCAGGGGCCUCAAACUCAAAUGAUCUGGGGGCCAAUCUCGUCCAGUCCGGUCAGGAGGAGGCCGGUCAAGUGAAAAAAAGUCCACCAUAGGAACACUGCUACUUUUUCUGUUUAUUGAAUAGGCUCCCAGAUUGGCUGCAUCUCCCCACGACCCUCAUGUGGAAGAUAAAGCAGUAGACAAUUAAUGUAUGGGCACAGGAAUCUGGGUGUCUAAUCUGCAUUUCAUGUGUUCUUACAUUAGAUAUGUAUAAGGUACAUGGGUGUGCAACAUUACAAAAAUUGAUACUAUUGAAAUCCAUGUAAGCUUAGUCCAAUACCCAUAUAAUUGUCACCAAUGUUAGAUUACAUCACCUCCAAUUUCCCUGGUGAUUUUUUCUUGUUUAAAAAUGUGCGAUCUUUAUCUGACCAUUGUAACAAUAAAGACAUUUUUAAGUUCA
Solea senegalensis (Senegalese sole) is the source of this 1100-nucleotide messenger RNA. It is a transcript of the gene med11, whose product is annotated as mediator complex subunit 11. Gene Ontology annotation, molecular function: transcription coregulator activity. Bases 13 to 387 code for a protein of 124 amino acids. Gene Ontology annotation, biological process: regulation of transcription by RNA polymerase II. NCBI's taxonomy places the organism in Eukaryota, Metazoa, Chordata, Actinopteri, Pleuronectiformes, Soleidae. The transcript has 3 exons. The record is from RefSeq and is a predicted model, not a curated record. Gene Ontology annotation, cellular component: mediator complex.